Messenger RNA from Malania oleifera, 2275 nucleotides. Its product is annotated as 3-ketoacyl-CoA synthase 11-like. The record is from RefSeq and is a predicted model, not a curated record. Lineage: Eukaryota; Viridiplantae; Streptophyta; Magnoliopsida; Santalales; Ximeniaceae. Gene Ontology annotation, molecular function: acyltransferase activity, transferring groups other than amino-acyl groups. Gene Ontology annotation, cellular component: membrane. Bases 380 to 1915 code for a protein of 511 amino acids. The transcript is spliced from 2 exons. Gene Ontology annotation, biological process: fatty acid biosynthetic process.
UAUGGGAAGAAAUGAAGAGGUAGCCGUUCGCUUUCAGCAGGCGGAGGGAGGGCAACUUAAUAGGAAGUCAAACUGGUAUUCAAACGGAGACGGCGCUGUGAGCUCAAAUGGUCAACGCGCGUUCGCUUCGGCACUGCCAGGGAAGCCUCGCAUUGUCUCCUCCCCAACUCGUCCCUUAUAAAUUAGUUAUAAUUCCCCAUUUCGCCUCACGCAUUUCUAUUCUCUAAUCUUAGCUAUUGCAUCUGGAUCAAAUCUCUCUCCCCCCCCCCCACCCCCCCCCCCCCCCCCCCCCCCCCCAACCCUUUUCCUCUCUUUCUCGCCUUAGCUUCUCCGGCGAAACUCGAGCGAUCUGUGGUGGGUUUCCACACUCGAGGGAAACAUGACAGAACCGAAAGCAAAUACACCCUUGAUCCCACCAACAGCAUCCCGAAGCCUCCCUGAUUUCAAGCAGUCUGUUAAACUAAAAUAUGUGAAGCUUGGUUACCAUUACCUGAUAACCCAUGGAAUGUUUCUAUUCCUUUCCCCUCUUGUGGUCGUGCUUGCCGCUCAGCUCUCAACAUUUUCUCUUCAAGAUCUCCAUGAUCUUUGGGACCAGCUCAGGUUCAACCUCAUCUCUGUGAUUGUCUGCUCGACACUUCUCGUUUUCCUAGCCACCCUAUACUUUCUCACUCGCCCUCGCCCUGUAUACCUUGUGAAUUUCUCCUGCUACAAGCCUGAAGAAGCUCGGAUAUGCACAAGGCAGAUGUUUCUGGAUAGAUCUCGCUUGACUGGUUCAUUCACAGAGGAAAAUCUCCAGUUCCAGCGUAAGAUUAUUGAGAGGUCUGGCCUUGGGGAUUCAACCUAUCUUCCUGAGUCUGUUCUCAACGUGCCUCCAAACCCAUCAAUGCAAGCAGCAAGAGAAGAAGCUGAGAUGGUGAUGUUCGGUGCCAUCGAUGAGCUUCUUGCCAAGACCACAGUUAAACCUAAAGACAUUGGAAUCCUUAUUGUGAACUGCAGCUUGUUCAAUCCUACCCCAUCUCUUUCUGCUAUGAUUGUCAACCACUACAAGUUGCGAGGGAAUAUUAUUAGUCAUAAUUUAGGUGGCAUGGGCUGCAGUGCUGGUUUAAUCUCAGUCGAUCUUGCCAAAGAUCUUCUUCAGGUCCAUCCCAACUCCUAUGCCUUGGUUGUGAGCACAGAGAACAUCACAUUGAAUUGGUACUCUGGCACUGAACGGUCAAUGCUGGUACCAAAUUGCUUGUUUCGAAUGGGUGCAGCUGCAGUACUGCUUUCUAACAAAAGCUCAGACAGAAGAAGAUCCAAGUACCAAUUGGUGCAUACUGUUCGGACUCACAAGGGCUCCGAUGAUAAGUGUUUUGCCUGUGUUACUCAAGAAGAAGAUCCCAAUGGGAAGCUAGGAGUUUCGUUGUCAAAGGAACUCAUGGCAGUUGCAGGUGAUGCUUUAAAGACCAACAUUACUACUUUGGGGCCUCUUGUUUUGCCCAUGUCCGAACAGUUGCUCUUCUUUGCCACAUUAGUUGGGAAGAAACUGUUGAAAAUGAAGAUCAAGCCUUACAUUCCAGAUUUCAAACUAGCUUUUGAGCAUUUCUGCAUUCAUGCUGGGGGAAGAGCUGUUUUGGAUGAAUUGGAGAAGAACUUGCAGCUUUCUGAUUGGCACAUGGAACCAUCAAGGAUGACUCUUUAUCGAUUCGGAAACACCUCCAGCAGCUCUCUUUGGUAUGAGUUGGCUUAUUCGGAAGCCAAGGGAAGGAUGAAGAAGGGGGACAGAACAUGGCAAAUAGCAUUUGGGUCUGGGUUUAAGUGUAACAGUGCUGUGUGGAAGGCUUUGAGGAGCAUAAACCCAGCAAAGGAGAAGAACCCUUGGAUGGAUGAGAUCCACGAAUUCCCAGUCAAUAUCCCGAGGGUUUCAGCAAUCUAAGCUUCGAAAAUGCAGUAUCUCGUUCAUAGGCAGCUAUAUAUUAGUUGUUACUGGUGGCUGCUUGGAUGGUGAAAUUUCAUAUUCUUUCCCUCUUUAGGUGUUGUUAUUUAUCUCCUUAUUCAUGUGGGGGGCAAUUGGAUGCAUUCUUGUUCUUUUGGUGUCUAACCAGAUUUAUUAUGGGGUUAGGAAUUAGUAUGAUUGUUCUAUUUCGACCUUUGAAUGGAGUGUGGUGUAUGUUAUGGAGAUUGUGUUUGAAUGGUGUUGUAGUGGCCGAGUGCCAGGGACCAUAUUGAUGAAAAGGGGGUUACCAUGUUCUUUUAUUUUUUGAAUUUUUGAUUCUAAAUUUGGGAUUUUAUUCUA